Messenger RNA from Austrofundulus limnaeus, 1956 nucleotides. It is a transcript of the gene pkmb, whose product is annotated as pyruvate kinase M1/2b. NCBI's taxonomy places the organism in Eukaryota, Metazoa, Chordata, Actinopteri, Cyprinodontiformes, Rivulidae. Gene Ontology annotation, molecular function: pyruvate kinase activity; potassium ion binding; magnesium ion binding. Gene Ontology annotation, biological process: glycolytic process. The transcript has 11 exons. The coding region runs from base 81 to 1673 and encodes 530 amino acids. The record is from RefSeq and is a predicted model, not a curated record.
GCUUCUAAUAGAGACGGUGGCGCCUUGGUCCCCUGCAAAGUUCACCCAGUAGGUCUUUCCCUGCGGACACAGAUCCAGUCAUGUCUAAGCCAAAAGAUAGCGGCUCUUCCAUCAUGCACUCCCAGCAGCUGCAGGCUGCCAUGGCGGACACUUUGAUCGAGCACAUGUGUCUGCUGGACAUCGACUCCGAGCCCGCCGUGUCGCGCAACACCGGCAUCAUCUGCACAAUCGGUCCCGCUUCCCGAUCUGUGGACAUGGCCAAAGAAAUGAUCAAGGCUGGGAUGAACAUUGCAAGAAUGAACUUCUCUCACGGCACGCACGAAUACCAUGCUGAGACCAUUAAGAACAUCCGUGAUGCAACGGAGAGCUUUGGACCAGGAUCUGUUGAAUACAGGCCAGUGGCCAUUGCUCUGGACACCAAGGGACCAGAAAUCAGGACUGGUCUUAUCAAAGGCAGCGGCACAGCUGAGGUGGAGCUCAAGAAGGGUGAGACAAUCAAGAUCACACUUGAUGACCAGUACAAGGAGAACUGUGAUGAGAAGAUUCUGUGGCUCGACUACAAAAACAUGCCCAAGGUGGUGCAGAUCGGAAGCCACGUCUAUGUUGAUGAUGGUCUGAUUUCUCUCAAGGUUAAAGAAGUUGGCAACGACUAUCUGAUGUGUGAGAUUGAGAAUGGUGGUAUGCUGGGCAGCAAGAAGGGUGUUAAUCUGCCCGGAGCUGCCGUCGACCUGCCCGCUCUGUCUGAGAAAGACAUUCAGGACCUGCAGUUUGGUCUGGAGCAGGACAUCGAUAUGGUCUUUGCCUCUUUUAUUCGUAAGGCUGCUGACGUUCAAGCUGUCAGGAAAGUGUUGGGCGAAAAGGGCAAAGACAUCAAAAUCAUCAGCAAGCUGGAGAACCACGAGGGUGUGCGUAGAUUUGAUGAGAUCCUGGAGGCCAGCGAUGGCAUCAUGGUGGCCCGUGGAGAUCUGGGCAUUGAGAUCCCAACAGAGAAGGUCUUCGUGGCCCAGAAGAUGAUGACGGGCAGGUGCAACAGGAUCGGCAAACCCAUCGUCUGUGCCACACAGAUGCUGGAGAGCAUGACCAAGAAGCCUCGCCCUACUCGCGCUGAGGCCAGUGAUGUUGCCAAUGCUGUGCUGGAUGGCAACGACUGCAUUAUGCUGAGUGGUGAGACCGCCAAGGGAGACUACCCUCUGGAGGCGGUGCGCACGCAGCACAUGAUUGCCCGUGAAGCCGAGGCCGCCAUGUUCCACAGGCAGAUGUUCGAGGAGUUGCGUCGCACCUCCCAUCUGACCCGCGACCCCACGGAGACCGUCGCCAUCGGCGCCGUCGAGGCCUCCUUCAAGUGCUGCGCCAGCGCCAUCAUUGUCCUCACCAAGACCGGCAGGUCUGCUCACCUGCUGUCCAGAUACCGACCUCGUGCCCCCAUCAUCGCCGUGACCCGUUGUGGUAUGGCCGCCCGCCAGGCUCACUUGUACCGCGGUGUCUACCCCGUGCUCUACACCAAGCCUGCCAGCGACGUCUGGGCUGAGGAUGUUGACCUGCGCGUGAACUUUGCCCUGGAAGUUGGUAAACAUCGUAAAUUCUUCAAGUCUGGUGAUGUGGCCCUGGUUGUGACUGGCUGGCGCCCCGGCUCUGGCUACACCAACACCAUGAGGGUGGUUCUGGUGCCUUGAACUUCAUCAAAAGGACAUCAGUAAACUCUCUCCCCUCCUCCCUGAUCUGUCUCGUCCUCUUCAUGUUGGACUUCUUAAUUAUUUCCAUUCUAGAAAGUCCCAAUCAGGCCGCCCUUUUAAAGGACAUCUGAUGAUGACUGAAACAACAUGAUUCCUUACUCCAGCUGUCUGUCUAAACCCUGCUGCUGUUCCUGUCUUCUCCUGUGUUUUAUGUGGAACUUUUAGUUGGUAUAAUAUAAAAGACGAUCCGCUGUGAUCAAUUAAAAGUACAUUUACUGGAUUA